This is a messenger RNA of Lates calcarifer (barramundi perch), 2028 nucleotides long. RefSeq names its product interferon regulatory factor 5 (gene irf5). Gene Ontology annotation, molecular function: RNA polymerase II cis-regulatory region sequence-specific DNA binding; protein binding; DNA-binding transcription factor activity, RNA polymerase II-specific. Bases 237 to 1700 code for a protein of 487 amino acids. The record is from RefSeq and is a predicted model, not a curated record. Lineage: Eukaryota; Metazoa; Chordata; Actinopteri; Centropomidae. The transcript has 9 exons. Gene Ontology annotation, cellular component: nucleus. Gene Ontology annotation, biological process: regulation of transcription by RNA polymerase II; immune system process.
GUAGUUCUGGUUGUGUCAGACAUGACUCUGGUCCGAUCCGGAUCACCGAGCUCAUCACGUUUCUCUUUUUCUUUUCUGGUUCUUUCAUCGUUUUUGUCUCAGAUUCUGUUUGUUUGUUUGUUUGUUUGCUGACGUCACCGUGUCGCCACAGAGGAUUAAAAUCCGAACCCGCGACUGUUCCUACGGCUCACGGACCAGGACCAGUCUUCUUCCAAGCCCCCCCGGCCUCCUCCACCAUGAGUGUCCAGCCUCGGAGGAUCCGGCUGAAGCCCUGGCUCCUGGCUCAGGUGAACAGCGGCAGGUAUCCUGGUCUACACUGGCUCAGUUCAGAUCACCGACUCUUCCAGAUCCCCUGGAAACACGCUACACGCCACACGCCAAUGUCAGACGAAGAAAACACCAUCUUCAAGGCGUGGGCUCUGGAGACAGGUAAAUAUCAGGAAGGUGUGGACGAACCGGACCCGGCCAAGUGGAAAGCGAAUCUCCGCUGUGCUCUGAAUAAGAGCAGAGAGUUUCAGCUGAAAUACGACGGAACCAAAGAGACUCCAGUCCAACCGUACAAGAUCUACGAGGUCUGUGAGCAGCCGGGGAACACAGAUGGAGUCGAUGAGGAUGAUGAGGAGAUGCCAAACCUGAUGGACCUCACCAUCAACCCCAGGAUCGGCGACCCCCCCUCCUUCGGCUCUUUCCCGGCUCAUUCAGAAGUGAACCGAUUCGGUUUAUCUGAUGGGACCUUUGGACCUCCUCACGUGAUCCCGAUGCCCCUCCUCCCUGACAGAAUCCUCCCCAUGACCUCCGACCUCCAGACUCGGGGUCAGAUGGUUGACCAGGGGAGCUUCAUCCCUAACGGGCUCCAGGAGCUGAACUCCCUUCCCCCCUCGGCCGCUUCCGCUCCCCCCGGGCCGGAUGUGAUGGAGGCCAGCGGCAUGGGGGGCAUCGAGAACCAGGGGGAUCCUCAGAACCACCAAUCCUGCAAGUAUGACCUGCUGAGCAGUGUCCCAUUAACAGAUCUGGACCUGAAGUUCCAGUACCGGGGCCGGACCGCGGGCUCUCUGACCGUCAGUAAUCCUCAGGGCUGCCGUUUGUAUUACGGGCACCUGGAGCCAACCCCGGAGCAGGUGGACCUGUUUGGACCCGUCACCCUGCAGCAGGUCCUGUUCCCGGGGACGUCUGAGAUCCAGAACCAGAAGCAGCGGUUUUAUACUGAAGCCCUGCUGGACGUGAUGGACCGAGGUCUGAUCCUGGAGAUCUGGGAACAGGACAUCUACGCUGUCCGCCUCUGUCAGUGUAAGGUGUUCUGGUCCGGACCAGGCAUGCCCGAACAGGGUCCACCGAACCCCAUGGAGAGGGAGAAGAAGAUCAAAGUGUUCAGCCUCAACAACUUCCUGCAAGGACUGAUCCUGUUCCAGAAAGGUGAAGCUCCAAACCCUCCACCCUUUGAGAUCUACUUCUGUUUCGGGGAGGACUGGCCUGACAAGAAACCCAAAGAGAAGAAACUCAUCAUCGUCCAGGUGGUUCCUGUGGUGGCUCGGAUCCUGACUGAGAUGUUCUCUGGAGAACUCAGCUGGUCGACAGACAGCAUCCGACUACAGAUCUCAAACCCUGACGUGAAGGACCAAACGGUGGAACAGUUUAAAGAGCUGCAGAGGCUCCUGCAGAGCCAACACAUCCAGGGGCCCUGGACCCCCAACGUCCCCUGAACACCAGGUUGAUCAUCAGCAGAUUAUUGAAGAUCAAUCAAAACUGAUCAGAACAAACUUCAGCUGAAAGUGACGUUAAGACGUUAAUUAUUUCAAAGAAAAUCCCUUGACAGGAAAUGUGUUAAACUUUUCAUCUGUUUUGUUCAACUGAACUUUAAAGACAGUCAGACGUGUAAAUUCAUCAGCUGAUCUCAGCUCAGUUUUAAAGGAAUUGGAACUGUACAAUGAUAUUCAGUGUUGAACUGACAUAUUGGUUUCCUUCCAGUGAGUGUAUUCUGGAUUUCAAUAAACACUGCUCCAGUAUUCUUUCAUACUCCACAGUAGGAAA